This is a messenger RNA of Callorhinchus milii (elephant shark), 4391 nucleotides long. Its product is annotated as cadherin-2B. The record is from RefSeq and is a predicted model, not a curated record. Gene Ontology annotation, cellular component: desmosome; plasma membrane. The transcript has 16 exons. The coding region runs from base 404 to 4186 and encodes 1260 amino acids. Gene Ontology annotation, biological process: homophilic cell-cell adhesion. Lineage: Eukaryota; Metazoa; Chordata; Chondrichthyes; Chimaeriformes; Callorhinchidae. Gene Ontology annotation, molecular function: calcium ion binding.
GGAGGUGUGUGGUGAGGCAAGUGGGCUGGGUGAUGGUCUCUGCAUGUGUCAAGCACUGGAGUAGCUAAUCUUUGAAUCAUUCAGUAGCCCCAGGGUUGCCAGUUGCUAUGGCUUUGUGGGGCGGAGGCAUACCUGACUCACAGGCACGCAUUUGAUGCAGACUCUCUGUAUCCAGGUGAGUACAAACCCCACCUUCGGGAGGGUUGUAUUUGCUUCCAUUACACCUGCAGCUUCAGUCCUCUCAGACAGACCCAGAGUGUGCAGGACAUAUCAAAGCAUCAGUGUGUAUCCUCCAGUCGGGAAAAGCAGAGCAGCUACCUCUCCUGGGGUGCGAAGAUACGGCGCACAAGUUUUCUGCAGGAAUUAAUUCAGACAACGGAGAGAGCGAGAGAGCGUGGGGGACAUGACUUGGAUUACAGGGAGAGGACUCAUCCUCCUCGUUCUUGUGAUGCUGUGCUGGAGGGUUGGGCGAGGAUGCAACAAUAUUUUUGCCAAGAAGUCAUUUGUUGCUGUGGUCCCGGCAUGUCUCUCUGAAGGUGAAAUUGUCUUCACGGUACAAAUUCUCAAUUGCAACCCAAAAGCAAACAUUUACCUAAACACUAACGAUGAUCGCUUCGGAAUCCAUCUCAAUGGUUCUAUCUAUUCAACUCAAUAUCAGACCAUUGACUCCAUUUACAGACUGCAAGUGUUGGGGGUGGGUUCGCAAACUCAUGAGAUAAUUUAUGUCGAUUUGAUUCCUUCAAGUAACUCAAUGGGCAAAAAACAUGAGGUUGUAAAGGAAGACCCCAGUCCAAUUUAUCUUAGGGCGAGAAGCAACUCACGACGGCAAAAACGAGAAUGGAUUAAUCCACCAAUUUCAGUUAGGGAGGAGAACCCCAAUUACAUCAAUCCUAUUGCACAGAUUAGAUCAGAUAAGGAUGAAAUAAAUCAGGGUAUAAGAUACAGGCUUUCAGGACCAGGAGCAACAGAGGAUCCUUUCGGUUUGUUUCUGCUGGAUCCAGAAACAGGCAAAAUAAAUAUUACCGGAAUUGUGGAUCGUGAAAAAACUCCAGUCUUUGAGUUUGUUUACUGGUAUUUUCAGAUGAUAGCUCAAGCCUACGAUAGGAAUAAUAACCCAUUGGAAAAUCGUCUACCAAUCAGAAUCAAAAUCCUGGAUAUUAAUGAUAACCCUCCCGUGUUUACCCAAGAAGUUUUUCAUGGAAGUAUUGAGGAAUGGAGCCCACUCAAUACACUGGUCAUGACAUUAAACGCAACGGAUCCAGAUGAAGGUGAAAAUGCUUUAGUUGCCUACCGAAUUAUCUCACAGGGUGGCAGUCAAAUGUUUUCUGCUCAAACCAGAGGAACGAUCGUAACAUCCAGUUUGAAUUUGGACAGAGAGACACAGGAUACGUACGUUUUAGUUGUUGAAGGCCGUGACAUGGAUGGGAAGGCUGGAGGGUUACAAUCAACAGCGAAGGCUGAGAUUAAGAUCCUAGAUGUUAAUGACAAUGUUCCCACACUUGACAAAUAUGAGUAUGAUGUGUCUGUGGACGAAAAUUCCAAGGGCAAAGAACUUCUUCGUAUAAAAGUACAUGACCAAGAUGAAGAGUUCACCGAUAACUGGCUGGGAGACUUCGAAAUUGUUGAAGGAAACGAAAAUGGCAACUUCCGCUUUGAAAUGGAUGAAAAGACAAAUGAAGGGAUUUUAAUACUUGAUAAGGAAUUGGAUUACGAGGCCGACCCAAACUUGAAUUUGGCUCUCAGAGUCGCCAAUAAAGCACCGUAUCACUGGUCGGUCGUUGGUGGUGGAGGAGGUGGAGGAGGUGGAGGAGGAGGAGGAGGAGGAGGAGGUGGAGGAGGAGGAGGAGGAGGAGGAGGUGGAGGAGGUUUUGGAGGAGUUGCUGGAGGAUCUAGUAGUGUUGGAGGUGGCAGUGGCGGAGCUGAGCCAGGGAAGCCCAUUCGAGUCACGGUCAACGUCAAUGAUGUGAAGGAAGGCUAUGAAUUUCGCAGCUUAAAAAAUCCUGUCUCCAUAUCUGAAGGACACAAUAUGAAUCAGGGGAGCUCCUUUGGAAGGUUCCCAGCAGUGAGCGCUGAUAACGGCAAAGAGAGUGAGAAAACAACAUAUGCAAAGGGUUCUGACCCGGCGAAUUGGUUACACAUUGACCCUGCCACUGGAAACAUUAGCUUCAUUACUGUGCCUGACAGGGAGUCAGAGUAUGUGGUCAAUGGAACAUACACAGCCACAAUAUUGGCUAUAAAUAAUGACGAUGUGCCGAGCACAACAGCUACUGGAACUAUUGUUCUUCGAGUAGAAGACACCAAUGACAAUAUUCCGAUCAUUAAGAACUUGCAGCCAUGCAUAUGCGACAACACAAAAUCUUUGAGCGUCACCGCUUUCGAUCCCGACCAGUCACCAUUCGGUGCUCCAUUUAAGUUUACAGUGCUCGACGGCAAUUGGAAGAUCGGAAAAACAGAAGGUAAUACUGCCGAGCUACAGUCGCUCAAGGAGCUGUGGCCAGGUACUUUUAAAUUGCCAGUGAAGGUUGAAGAUAACCAAGGGAGUGGGGAAGUACACAACCUUGACGUAAAGGUGGUUGAAUGCACCAAGAAGCAGCCCGACUGUUCUCUGACCAAACUGGGUGGCGGAGCUGUGCUUGGAGCUUCGGCUAUCGGCCUCAUGGUUCUUGGAUCAUUAUUGUUGCUGCUCGUUCCUCUCUUAAUGCUAUUCUGCAACUUUGGAGGAGGGGGCAUUGGUGGGAAAGGUGCCUUCAUGCCCAUACCUGAUGAGACUCCUACUUAUCUGGACAGCAACAAUAUUGAAGGUGGAGGAGAGGCUGACACAACAGAUGCGGCACUGAUUCCAAACCCGAUUAGCAUUAAAUCGGGAAGUGCAGCCCUCGGUCCUUCAGCUCCAAGCAUGUCCGGAGGUGCCUAUGGGCUGGCAGGUGAAGGCAUUUCGACCAUCAGGAAUUCAGGAAUGAAUACAUUCGGAAUGCCUCCGGAAGGAUACCUUGUGGAAGCUGGAGGCGCAGAUUUGGACUAUUCCCGAUCAAGAAUGGGUUCUGGAUACGGUGUGCAUCGAUUAUCAAACGGCUUCAAUACUGUAAAUGUGAUGGAGUCCAUACCAGUUCAGGCCAAUCCCAUCGUCUACGCCUCACUUUCCAACAAGGCAAGGAGAGAAAGCACCCACAGAGCUUACAUGGAGAAUUACAUUGAUGAGAAACUGAAUGACUAUUGUGUGGAGGAGGAAUCCCGGCCAGCACGUGACUGUCUGCUGGUUUAUAGCUUUGAAGGAGAUGGUUCUCCAGUUGGCUCCAUUGGCAGCUGCAGCUUCAUUGAGAAAGAAGCCGAGGAAGGAGACUCCUUUUUGAACGACUUGGGACCAAAGUUUAAGACCUUGGCUGACAUCUGUAAUGGUAGGUUUGAGGGCGAGACCUCAGAUCUUGCCGUCGAAACUUUGAUCCAAGAAAACUUGUCGCCGAGGCCCGUUUUGUCUGGCGCUCUGGAAGGCAUGAGUAUGAUUACCAAUCCACAAGCUGUCCACACGAGUAUGGUGCGUGAAGGAGGGAUGCAGAUGAUGAACACAGGAGGGAUGCAAGGAAUGAACAUGGCCUCAAGUCCAUCAGUUCUCCAAAACAACAUUGUUGUGACCACAACAAUUAGCCCUGGCAUAGAGGACAUGACCAUGACACCCGAUCCCUCGUUUGCUCAGAGAAACCUCACGCUGACCAAAUCAGUCAAUCUGGGUUCAGUGGAGAAGCAAGGAAUGAGCACCAACGUAGCAUUAGCCCAGCCGCCCAACAUCCAGAAAAAUGUCAUCCGGUCUAAGUCGAUUAGUUCUGCUGGAGGAGGGAUUCAAACCAUGAAUGUUGUGUCUGAUCCAAUGGUUCUCCAGAAGGGCUUUGCGAUGAGGUCAGGUACCUUUGGCGGUGAAGGUAUGCAAGCUAUGAAUGCCAUGGUUGAUCCAACAUUUGUCCAGAGUGGCUUCAGGGUGAAUUCAGGUACCUUUGGCAUUGACGGGAUGCAAGCCAUCAAUGGCGGUUCACCAUCCGUUGCAAAAAACGUCACCUACACCAAAAUGACCAGCUCAGGACAGAUGCAUGAUAUGAACUCCCCAACGAUGAUGACAUUUAUGCAAUCCGGCGGUAGGGCACCCGGUGGAUCAGUGACAAAAGUAACGAAAACUGUUCAGCUAAUAGAACAAUAGACUUUCCACACACGAUUGCAGGUCUCAGACGCUCAUCCAGAGGAGUGUGCAGACAUAUCUGGACUUCCAGUUAAGUAUAAUUAUAAGACUAGCAUUUUUAUUUCUUUCCACGUAUUAGAUUGUACAGCUUUUUUGUUUGUAUUGAGAAUGCGUUUCAUUUCCAUGGGUUGAGCACAGCCCAGCCUGGCUCAUUGGCAAGACCUGG